Salvia splendens (bonfire salvia) is the source of this 1232-nucleotide messenger RNA. RefSeq names its product geranylgeranyl pyrophosphate synthase, chloroplastic/chromoplastic. Bases 67 to 1089 code for a protein of 340 amino acids. Gene Ontology annotation, biological process: isoprenoid biosynthetic process. The record is from RefSeq and is a predicted model, not a curated record. The transcript has a single exon. Lineage: Eukaryota; Viridiplantae; Streptophyta; Magnoliopsida; Lamiales; Lamiaceae. Gene Ontology annotation, molecular function: prenyltransferase activity.
GAAUUUAAAUGCUCCGAAUUACUAUCUCUCUCUCUCUCUCUCAAUUUCUCCCUUGAAUUCGGCGAAAUGAGCCUAAUUUGGAGUCCGAUCCCGAACACAAUUAUCAGCAGCAACAAGCUUAUGUUCAAUCCAAAGACGUUGCCGCGCCGCCCUCCCACGAUCGCCGCCGUCCUCUCCCAGGACGCGCGCCUCGCCUCCACCUUCGACUUCAACCGCUACAUGGAGGAGAAGGCCGCGCGCGUGGAGCGCGCCCUCGACGCCAGUGUGCCCCUCCGCGAGCCGCGCCUGGUGCACGAGGCCAUGCGCUACUCGCUCCUCGCGGGCGGGAAGCGCGUGCGCCCCAUCCUCUGCCUCGCGGCGUGCGAGCUCGUGGGGGGGCCCGAGGCCGCCGCGAUGCCGUCCGCCUGCGCGGUGGAGAUGGUCCACACCAUGUCCCUCAUCCACGACGACCUCCCCUGCAUGGACAACGACGACCUCCGCCGCGGCAAGCCCACCAGCCACAAGGCCUUCGGCGAGGCCGUCGCCGUCCUCACAGGGGACGCCCUCCUCUCCUUCUCCUUCGAGCACGUGGCAUCCGCCACGCCUCCCGGGGUGGCCCCGGACCGCGUGGUCCGGGCCAUCGCGGAGCUCGGCCGCAGCAUCGGCUCGGAGGGGCUGGUGGGAGGGCAGGUGGCGGACAUAUCCUUAGAAGGGGUGGCCGGGGUGGGGCUGGAGCAGCUGGAGUACAUCCACCUGCACAAGACGGCGGUGCUGCUGGAGGCGGCGGUGGUGAUGGGGGCGAUCGUGGGCGGGGCGGGGGACGAGGCGGUGGAGAGGUUGAGAAAGUUCGCGCGGCGCAUGGGGCUGCUGUUUCAGGUGGUGGACGACAUUCUGGAUGUGACGAAGUCGUCGGAGGAGCUCGGGAAGACUGCGGGGAAGGACGUGGCGACGGACAAGGCGACGUAUCCGAAGCUGCUGGGGCUGGAGAAGUCGAGGGAGUUUGCGGAGGAGUUGAAGAGGGAGGCGUAUGAGCAGAUUGCGGGGUUUGAUGAGGCUAAGGCGGCUCCUUUGCUUGCUUUGGCGGAUUACAUUGCUUAUAGGAAUAAUUAGUUUGGAAAACCAUCUUAAUUGUUGCUUAAUUAUUGAUCCCAUCUUGUGUUUUUCACUUGUAAUGUAUGGUCAAUAAUUGGCAUGGCAUGGAUGAAAGAAUGAAGAAUGACGAAUGAGGAAUAAAUGGUUAUUAAGUUGUGAGA